Molecule: messenger RNA, 3441 nt
Organism: Daucus carota subsp. sativus
Lineage: Eukaryota; Viridiplantae; Streptophyta; Magnoliopsida; Apiales; Apiaceae
Exons: 6
Coding region: 1-3441 (1146 amino acids)
Source: RefSeq, a predicted model, not a curated record
AUGAAGCUGGCUGGACUACACUUUGAAGGUAGGGCCAAUGUGUGGUUCCGUUUUUAUCAAGCCAGUAAGGGUCUUGUGGCUUGGAAACUUUUCACGGCUGAUGUCAUAGCCAAAUUUGAAAACCCUGAAGGAAAAGAUGUGCAAGAGCUGUUCAAUAAACUGAAACAAACAUCUUCCGUGGCUGAAUAUGAUGAUCGUUUUGAAGAGCUUAGGGCUAUGACUUUUAGUGACAUUGUAUUUCUAGCUAAACAAGAAGAGGCCAAGGGCUACAAGUCCCAAGUUCCAUAUAAACCCAGUGUUCCUACUACUACCAACAGUCCCCCACCUCUGUCCAAAUCAGAGUCAAAGCCUUAUUCUGCCACCACUAAAGUCACUGUUAUGGCCGAGGAUGAUAAUACCUGGUUGAAUCUUCCUAAGUAUUCCCGAGAAUAUACUGAAGGAGUCAAAUUAUUCAUGAAAAAUGCAAUGGCCAAAUUUUCCAACGGAAACGAAAUCAAGUGUCCUUGUCUCAAGUCAUCGAGAGACGAUAGCAAUGAGAUGGAUCCUGAAUUAGAUACUGGAUUCGACGACAAUCUUGAUGAGAUGUUAAAUGUUACGUAUGGAAACAUGGGACCAAAUGCGGAUGCAAGAAAAUUCUUCCGUCUUGUUGAAGAUGGAAAACAGCCCCUCUACCCGGGUUGUAAGAAAUUCUCUCGAUUGAGCUUUUUAGUUAAGCUUUAUCAUUGGAAGUGCGUUAAUGGUGUAACCGAGGCUGCGUUUGGAGAGAUAUUGGAAUUGAUAAAAGAGGCUGUUCUAGAUAUUAACGUGCCUCCCUCCUUCAAUUCUGCAAAAAAUAUCAUCAAGGAUUUGGGGCUCGAUUACAAGAAGAUACAUGCAUGUCCAAAUGACUGCAUGUUGUACUGGCGUGAGAAAAAAAAUGAAAAUUCUUGUAAAAAGUGUGGUGCUUCAAGGUGGAAAGGCGUAGCACAAGGCUUGAACAGUGGCAAUAGUAAAAUUCCGGCCAAAGUGAUGAGAUACUUUCCGCUCACACCAAGGCUUCAACGAAUGUUUAUGUGCAAAGACUUUGCCACACAAAUGGUGUGGCAUGCAGUGGAACGAAAGAAUGAUGGAAAGUUACAUCAUCCGGCUGAUGGUGAAGCUUGGAAGACGCUGGAUGCCGAAUAUCCGGACUUUUCAUCAGAUAAUAGAAAUGUGAGACUAGGUAUAGCUGCUGAUGGAUUUAAUCCAUUUCGCACGAUGAGUUCAACACACAGCACAUGGCCUAUUGUAGUUGUGAAUUACAACCUUCCUCCAUGGCUAAAUAUGAAACCGGAAAACUUAAUUCUCUCAACAUUGAUUCCGGAUCCAAAUGAUCCUGGAAACAAUAUUGAUGUCUACAUGCAGCCACUAGUAGAGGAGUUGAAAGAGCUAUGGAAUGCUGGUGUGAAAACCUAUGAUGCUCUGACAAAUCAAAACUUUAUGUUACGUGCAAGUGUCCUUUGGACCAUUAGUGACUUCCCUGGAUAUGCGAUGUUGUCAGGGUGGAGCACAAAAGGGAAGCUUGCGUGUCCAAUUUGUCAUUACGAGACAUCAUCAAUGUAUUUGAAGCACAGAAAGAAAAGAAAAGUUAGUUGUGAUGUCAACCCUUGGAACAAGAAGUCAAUACUCUUUGACUUGCCAUAUUGGAAAGACAACUUAACGCGACACAACCUAGAUGUUAUGCAUAUAGAAAAGAACAUCUGUGAUAGUAUUUUGGGUACUUUGUUGAAUAUUAGUGGUAAGACGAAAGACCAUCUCAAUGCACGACUAGAUUUACAAGAAUUGGGCAUUCGGAAGGCCCUUCAUCCUACCACCUCCAAUGAUGGAAAGCACCUUCAAAUUAGUGCGGCAAACUUUGACCUGACUAACAAAGAAAAGGAAAUAUUUUGUUCGGUCCUUCAAAAUGCAAAAUUCCCUUAUGGUUUUGCUUCCAAUAUCAGCAAAUGUGUGCAAGAUAGGAAAGUUAUGGGAUAUAAGAGUCAUGAUGCACAUGUAAUAAUGCAAUAUUUGUUACAAUUCGCUGUGAAAGGAACGUUGAAGCCCGAAGUUGCAGUACCUUUGAUCAGACUCGGUGAGUUUUUUAGAGGUAUAUGUGCUAGAGUUAUUGAGCCGGAUGAAAUUAAAAAGUUGCAGCAUGAGAUAAUCGAAAUACUCUGUCAGCUCGAGAACAUAUUUCCAAAUUCCUUUUUUGACAUAAUGGUUCACCUUCCUGUACAUUUGUGCAAAGAGAUUGAAUACGACGGACCUGUCCACCAGAGAUGGAUGUAUUCAAUUGAACGAUACCUGGCUGUGUUAAAGAAAUAUGUUCGCAAUAAAAGCAAGCCUGAAGGGUCCAUUGCAGAAGGGUACCUUGCUGAUGAAUGCUUGACAUUCUGCGCAAGGUUUCUAAAUGAUGGCGAAAAGGCAGUGAAUCUAGAUACACAUGACGGGUACUGUAUUGGUUCAGGGAGGAACAAGCAUGGAAUAAAUAUUCACUUGUUUGAUGAUACUUGGAUCGCAGCUCAUCGAUAUGUUUUGUUCAAUUAUAAUGACAAAGAAGUUGAAGAUCUCAUCGAGGCACAUCGUGCAUUAUUAGACAAUAAUGCAAAUGUCAAACGGUAUAAAAGGGAAAGAACACUUACCGAGGAAAUAUGUGAGUGGUUCAAGGCUGAAAUUUCAGGAAAAGCAGGUGUUUCCAAGGAAUUAGCUGCCCUAGCAAAAGGUCCAUUACGAACAGCUAAACGAUUGAGUGGGUAUGUGAUAAAUGGCUAUAGGUUUCAUACGAAACAAAGAGACCAUAAGUGUACCACACAAAACAGUGGCGUCUACUUGACAACCCUAACUACAAGUUUUGCAAGCUCAAAAGAAUGUAAUCCAUGUGUAUCUGAUGUUAUUUACUAUGGAUCAAUAGAAGAAAUAAUAGAAGUCGACUACUGGGGUGCUUUUAGUGUCGUAUUGUUUAGGUGUACUUGGUAUAAAGAUGAAAAGGAUUCUUUUGGUUUUACUCGGGUUAACUUUAACAGAACUGGUCAGAAAAAUGAUCCAUUUGUCAUGGCAACACAAGUCCAACAAGUGUUUUACAUUGAAGAUCCAGUUGAAAAAGGAUCUAAUUAUCCUGUUAAGAGGAUGUCAACAGAGUUUCAUGACAGGAAUGCAGAAGAAGAUGAAUUAAAAGCACAAUUUUCCAAUGACACGAUAUUACGUUCUGUAAUAGAGUCACAAGACCAUGAUGUUAGUUGUGUCAGAGAAGAUGUUCCUGCAAAACAAAUUCCCAUUCAGUCAUAUAAAGAUCCUGAAUUAGACUCGUUAAUCUGUUGUGUGCUACGUGUUAUUUUAAAACUUUUUGAUCUAGUGCUAGUUUAUGAAAUCAGUGCUCUUUUUAUGACUUAUACUUGUUUAACUGGUUUUUGUAUCUUAAGACUUGGUAUAUGCUCUGGUGCAUAA